GUUCGGAGGCACAUCAAAAACUGCUAGUGAUAGACAAACGAAAGUAGAGAUUGCAAAGCCGUUUUUUGUUUGCGCGAUGUUUGACAGUCCACUUAAAUAAACCUGAAGAAUUCAUCAUUGUUCAACAGUCGAUCUCUAGGGAAAGUAAGUAAGUAGCAACUACGGGCGUAGAAGCGAAAAGGAGUAGUGCUGCAGUGCGAGGAGCGCGGCAUCGGCAAAGUCGCCGUCGCCGUGCUGCUCUGCUGCGCAAGAUUAUAGGCACGUCUCCGUGCACAAAGUAUCAUGCUGUGGUACGAGUUUUUUACUUCGCAACGUAACUUGAUGACCUUCUCGACGCGCUUCGGGUUGUAGUGACUUUCCGACCGACACCUCCGAAGUUUUUUUUUGAUACUAACUUGCCGAAAAGAUUAUACCAACUCGUUGUACAUCUGAAAUCUAUACCAGAAGGACAAAAUGCACAUUAAGCAGGUGCAGAUAAAGGGCUUCAAGUCCUACGCCACGGAGGUAACCGUGGGUCCGUUCGACACCCAGUUUAACGCGAUCACCGGGCUGAAUGGCACCGGGAAGAGCAACAUUCUGGACUCCAUCUGCUUCGUGCUGGGGAUCACGACGCUGAGCGCCGUGCGCGCGUCCAAGCUGGAGGAGCUGGUUUACAAGCAGGGGCAGGCGGGCGUGACCAAGUGUCAGGUGACGAUAUGGUUCGACAACACCAACAAGGCGACGAGCCCCGUGGGUUACGAGAAACACAACGAGAUUUCGGUGAUUAUGGCGGUGCUGAAACGCUACAUUCUCAACUGUUACGUGAAUUCGUGACGCAAGAAUAGCAAAAGUGAAAGGGAUGGCUUUGCGCUUCUUGCAUUUUUACAACGUUCCUGACACGGAUUGUUCGAAUGCUAAAUUUAGUGUGUGAAGAUGAAGUUGUGAUGCGAAGGAGCUUGGUCGUGUAAACUGUGAUGGUGAUCUUGCAUGACAAAUCACGUAACAGUUGAGAGCGUAGCGUUUGGGCAUCCCAUAGUGAGCCGGCUGAUAGUGAUCGGGGGGAAGAACAAAUACCUGAUCAACAACAAAAACGUGCAUAUCAUACAGAAAAAAGCAGGCAGGGCAUGUUUGUAAAUGCAAAAAAUAUCAACUGCGCAGAAAAAUCUGUCACAAGCGAGCCCAUAGAACGCGGCUUCGGGUACACAAAGCAGACACUUUUGUGUUGUAGUUAUUUUUGCAGUAGAUAUAUGUCCUGCGUGCUUUUUUCUGUGGGAUAGUGCAGCAUCAGCAGGUGGCCAACAUGUUCCACAGCGUGCAGCUGAACGUGAACAACCCCCACUUUCUGAUCAUGCAGGGGAAAAUCACCAAGGUAAUCAACAUGAAGGCGAAGGAAACGCUGUUAUCACACAGAAAAAAACUGGCAGGUCAUAUUUGUAAUGCAAAAAUAAGCACACAAGAAAACUUGUAUUGCAUACCCGGAAUAGCAUGCUACGAGGUCGCCCAUGACAGAUUUUUGUGUGUAUUCAUUUUUGCAUUACAAAUAUGCCCUGCCAGCUUUUUUCUGUGGGAUAGCUGUCAAUGAUUGAGGAAGCCGCGGGCACGAAGAUGUACGAGAUGAAGCGGGCAGCCGCACAGAGACGGCUGGAGCAGCGGGCUUCCAAGAUGGAGGAGAUUCAGCGCAUACUCUCCAAUGAAAUCGAACCGACGAUCAACAAACUGGAGAAGUAGGAAAGGGAAAAGCGCAGCAGCCUCGCGUCGACCCCCAGAACUGGGAAAUAGUUCUCAUGCAAAGUAGAUACCAAUGUGGUUGGAGAGCUUUAUUCUCGUGUAAAAGGACUUUCAGUCAUCUUGCUGAGCCAACGUGUCGGCGUUCAUCACAGCAUGUGUUGUUAUUCGACAAACUCUGCGACUACUCCGUUUUUUUUGCAUAGCAUAUCGCAUGAAAGAUUUGUGUUGCUUGAAUUUUGGUAAUGCAAGAUGGAGAAACGUUAACGUUCUAGUGGGAUGGGACUUGUGCCAGUUCUGGUGGCGGGGCGCUUUUCAUUUUGAUAAGAAGGAGAAAGAGGCCUACAUGGAGUGGUCUCGGUGUAGCUCCGAGCUUACCACCAUAAGCAAGUUCGUGAUCGCACUAUCAAAUGCAACUAAGUAUGGGUCCUCUGGAAGAUUUUUGGGAAUUUUCCAUAUUGAUCGUACAUGUUCAUCCGCGAUGUCUGUGAUGCAUUCAUUCUCUAGUGUCACAGCUUUUGCGAAGGCUGCGUCAUGCCUAUCCUGCACGAAAUUCGCCCUCUCGUCCGGGUGGCAAAGGUCUGAGCUCGUCCGGGAUACACGAUCGAAUAAAAAAGUUAGCAUCUUCACUUUCCAGACCUAGCCAUAUUUGCAUUGGAUACGCACACGAUUACUACGAGUUCACCAAGCAGUCGGAGGAGAAGGCGCAAGCGGUGAUUGACGCCAAACAAGGGGAAAGCGACCUGAUCGUGGCAAACGAAGAGCUGAAAAGAAACGUUGAGGACUGGUAUGCAAUCGAAAAUUUUGUUUUCCCCCAGCACGUCAAGGAUCAUGAAAAAAAAGCGAACUCCAUUUUUUUAUUGAUUUCUGCAUCAUGAUUUGACGAUGUUAAUGUUCGUGUCCGGUCAAGGUGCAGAUUUCUCGUAGUAAGUUGCAAGCAGUAGGAGCUUCAGAAAACGUGGAAAGUAUGUUGCACGAGAACUACCGAAGUAAACUUUACUUCGGUAGUUCUCGUGCACUAUCCUGCAAGGAGGUGGAGAAAAAGAAAUUUUGAUUGCAUAAGUGGGAAUUGCAACUGAAAGAGAAGGAGCAGGAGGACGCGGCGACGGAAAGCAACGCGGAAAAGAGAGUAGCCAAGACGCGAAAAACCGAGCUGCAAGCGCAGAACACCAGUCGCGAGAAGAAGAUAAAAGGCACCAACAAAGCCCUGGAGGAAAGCAUGAAGAGCGGCCAGGACGCGACAAAGCAGCUCGAGGACGCCCAGGUGAGAAUCGACUUCAGACUUGUCUCUUGCGGAUAACUUGACACUUGUAAGUAGUGCCCUGACACCAGUUCUUACUCGCUCACUUAGAAGAGCGAGCACGCAUCUUGAAGAUUUCUCUCUUUUUCAGUAUCGCUGGUACCUCUGUCUCCUGCUGCCCUAUUGCGUAGGGACGGAACUACUCAGGAUUUUUUCUUAUCUUCUACUUUCUUGCGAAGGAACGAAUAGCGCAUGGGUAACAUCAUCAUCAUCAACGAAUAAAGAUUUUCCGUAAUCAAAACCAACGUCGCAGGCUGCCGUGGACAAAGCAAAAGCAGAUUGGGACAAGGCAAAAGCCGACGCCGAGCAGGCCCGGGAGCAGUCGGAGACUUUCACGAAAGAAAUCGACGAACUGAAGAAAAAGAUGCAGCAGCUGGAGGCGGGCGUGUCCGCCAACGCGGAUAGCGGGGAAACGCUGCAGCAACAGAUUUUGGACACCCAAAAGCUGGUCAUGGAGUUGCAGACGGAGGCCAAGAAAGCGAGAGCCAACCAGGCUGCGGCGGAAAAGGAGAUUCCAAUAUCAAAUGGAACAAUGUCUGGGUCUGGAAGGAUGCAACUUGUGAUGCUGAAUUUGGAUUCUACAAAAAUCUGUAUUGCGUGAACAGCAAAAGAGGUUCAGUUUCUGCCACGGCGAGAGGGCAUUUCUCGUGCGGUGUGGGCAUCAGCAAGCCCUCACAAAAUCUGUGAUGCUAGAGCAUGCGUCACAGACUUCAGGAGUCAUGCGAAGUGUGCAUGACAAACCUUGCAUCCCUCCAGACCCAGACAUUUUUGCAUUUGAUAUCCGAACGUGGAAAACCAAAUGAAAAAAUGGAAGAUGUGAGAGUGCACAACUCCCCCUCCCCCUCAUUUGUCAUGCAAAAUACCAAGUCCACUCCUUGCACUUUGGGAAUGUUAGCGUGACGACUUCUGGUAGCCCAAAUAGCACUACACUACAGUGUAAAUUUGUCAUGCAAAACCGGCACUCUUGCUCUUGCUUGUUAUGCCGUUCAUGCUAUACAAAUGAGGGGGAGGGGGAAUUGUGCACUGUCAUAAAAGAAGCAAUUGAGUCAAGAGCUGGAUGAGCUGAAGAUAAGAGAAGCAGAGGCUGAAGCGGUGAAACAAAAACUGCAAAAGUACGACGGGACUCCGGACAAGUAUAGAUUAUGUUCGUAAUACAUGUUUUAGUUUUUGCCACUACCAGAUGCAAAGGAAGCGCUUCGGGUGGGUAUGUAUCACGACAUCAGGAGGAGCAAACAUUUUUUGGUUGGGUCGGGUCUGCAUGUGCCUAGAGGUCGUGCGCAUAGGUAUUUUGCAAAAAAAAAUGUGCGUUCUGCUUUGCAUUAUAGUGAUCCGCCGCCCCGUGGCCGUUUGUGGACGGCCCUCCUCGUCAUGUUUCGCGGCCGUUUUGAUGCUGCAGAUCUGGGUGUAGAAUUAUCGUGCUUGUUGUGAUUCAAAGGGACUUCUAAAGUACUAUGUAACUCCCAAACUCCUGGCAGGAUCGCGCAGGAAUAUCAGCGGCUGAGGGAGCUGAAAAACGAGCUGUCGAAGCUGGAGGAGGUAUCACACAGAAAAAAGCUGGCAGGGCAUAUUUGUAAUGCAAAAAUAAAUACACGCAAAAACUUGCCAUGGGUGGCCCCAUAGUUAGCAUGCUGCUUCCGAUAUGCAAGACAGGUUUUUUUGUGUAUUUAUUUUUGCAUUACAAAUGUGCCCUGCCAGCUUUUUUCUGUGUGAUAGGAGGCGAAAACCAAGGUGGAGCAGAACAGCUCCGUGUCUUAUGCGGCCCUACAAUCCAGACUGGAAAAAUACAAUUUCAUCCACUCUCGGAAGAAAUGGCUGGAGCGGUACCCACCCAACGCGCCGCGAAAUUGGGACCCGAGCAAGGCGGUCCAGGGGUCGCUGGCCUCGCUCAUCGAGAUCAAGCCGGAUUACGCAGAGUACUUCCAUGCGUUGGAGGUCGCCGGGGGCGGCGGUCUGUUUCGCAUCGUCACGGACACGACGGCUACCGCGAAGCUGAUGUGCCAGAAGGGGGUGACUGCCGGGCGAGAGACCUACUUGCCACUGGAUCACACGACGGGGCAGGGGAUUUCCCGGCAAAAGGUGGACCGGGCCCGACAAAUCGCAAACGCACUCCGACCGGGGGCGACCGUGCUGCGAGCCGUUGAUGCCAUUCGUGCCCCCCCGCAACUGCAGCAAGCGGUGGAGAACGUCUUCGGACCAUACUUGCUUGUCGACAGUAGGGAUGUAGCCCAAAAAAUCUGUUUCGACCCCAGCGUGAGAACUGCGGUGGUCACCAAGGUAUGAAGAUUUUUUUUUCGCAUGAGAGCACAUACACUCAUUGGAAGAUGAAUGUGUAGUUGAGAGGACUGCAAAUUAAUCAUACCUGCUGGCGUCGAUGGAGUAUAAAGUUGCAAACAGGACGAUGAACACCUUCCUGAACUACACUACAGGACGGAGAUUCGUACAAUCCAAGUGGGACGAUGGCGGGCGGUUUAUCAAAUGCGGAUAUGUCUGGGUCUGGAAAGAUGCAGAUGUUUGUCAUGCAGAAUUUUCAUGUCCCGUGAUGCCAGGAAUAGGAAUACAGGGUCUAACAUCACACGUUCAGCAGGAUGCUUUGUGCGAUGUUUAUCCUGCAUACAUGGCCCAAAAUGGGUAUUUUUCCUCGUCUUGCCCGAUAGAUUUUGCGGGACGGGCACCGAGUUUUACUUCCAGACCCAGACAUACUUGCCUUUGAUGCGGCUCGAAGGACAACAAUAAGCUAGAGAACAGCUCUCCGGCCGUUUUUUUUUUCUAGAAAAAGUCAUGCUCGAGGAAAGGAAGGCACCCGCACCAGCAAGGAAGUUUCGCGACAUUAUGACUUUUUGUGUCGAGGUAAUGUGGCAUGUCACGUCCUUAGCUUCCCUACGAGCAGAAGGAGACCGCAACGACAUCGCUCAGUUAGCAGAACUGAAUACGUCUUUCGGAUGGUUGCACAGAGCGUAGUCUUCGGCACACACGGCAUGAACGAAAAUAACCAAAGAACUCACGUUCUUUUUCAUCUUGAAACGGCAGAGGGGAUCUUCUUGCAUUGCAUAAAGAACAGUGGCCAUUUCAAAGUGUACAAGACACAGUGGCAGCCUAAGGAAGCGUCUACAGAGGGGAAUUUUUUUUGCAAACUGGAGAUAAUGAAACGCCGUGCUGAUCUGUAUGACUCUGCGAGACUCGUAGCGAUUCUCUUUUAGUAAGCCAAAUCGUGAUGUACUGAAGUACAAACGUUGGUAUACAGCAAAAAUAAAAGCUAAGCAUUCUAUUUGUGGUCUCUUUGGAGAACGCAACUCGCAGCUAGAUAGCAUCCCUAUACUUCAUGUACCGAAAAAUGCAUGGUAUCGUAAUUGUUUAGUUUGCGCGAAAAAUUCCAACGCGUGAGAAUGUCAUACCCUCCCUGGCGAAGAAACAUCACGAGUGCUCUGCCGAGAAGAAGAAAAGCGAGGAAAAGCUCGCGGAAUUAAAACAUUAUGAGAGUGCACUAGCCCCUUUCUCCCUCAUUUGCCAUGCAAAGCGCCACGCCUGCGUGAAACUGUAACUGCAGCAGCGCAGGAGCAGGUCCUCCACUCCUUUUCUCAUGCAGAGCACGACCAAAUGAAUAUCAUUAUCAUCUUCUUUUCUCGUUGUCCCAGAAAGUAGCCAACAAAGAAAUCUCUUGGUAUGCGGAACAUUGGCGCACAGCACGGCCGUUUAUGCCAUGCAGCAGCUACGUUUGUGGUGGAGGUCUUCGUUUUGUUCAACUCUCUGCUGUACAGGCCUUUGAAAGAGGGUUAGAAGGAGUUUUGCACCCGCAUAAGACGAUGGACCACAAGGAGAUCCAACCGCAUAUCGCAGAGAAAAACUUACGGCAUCACGGGAGUCCUCGCACGGGAGCAGCAACGAGGUUGUCGUCCUUGGUUUUGCCCGCUUGGUGCAAAAUAAAGAGGUACAGCCUCAAGUUCGCGUGUAAAUGUGCAAACGCUUGCAUGAUAGAAAACGGCGAUCUAAUUUGCAUUAUUUGUGGAACGCCGCGCGCCCACCGUUAUGCAAAUGGUUUUUCGCUGGAUAUCCCUGUUACUGGAGCUGCAAGGCAUCCACGAGAAGAUAGAGAAUUGGAAGAAAAUAUCAACUGAAGAAGCGCCCGCAUAGCAUGAGUAGUUUGAGCAGCAGCUACGGUAUAGAUAUAAUACAAGUUCUUCUUGUGGUUGGCGCAUCGAAAGCCAGCGCCGUCGGAAAAUCUUCGAGGAAGCUGCGCAUCCUAGGAUGUCCCUUCUUUAAUAUGCCGCUGCUUUUUUGUAAUGUCGCUUUAGAACUAUGGUAUGCGGGUGAUUUUCAACUUGAUACAGACUAAACGGAGAAUCGCAUGCCGCUCAGUGUAGGGAGCGUUUGGAAGGUAAGAAGCCUGAUUUGAUGAAUGGAAUUUCGAAGGGAGUUUGACGCACGAAUCCGUUUUCUAGCAUCAAUCGCUCUGUGCGUUGGAAGAUCUUCCUGUCAUGAAUAGGAAAGCCAAUAAAUGCUCACGAAAAACACAAAAAACUGAAUAAACCAGGCCUGAAAGCCGAGCGGGACACAGCAGUUGCGAUUUUGGAAAAGUUUCCCGCCCGGCAGGAAGCCCUCCAAUCGAAGUUGCAAAACUUGGAGACCGAACAGAGGGAUCUGCACGCCGGACGCGACGAGCGGAAAGCGAGCUACGAAAAACAGGUGGCAGAAUUGGACAAGAAGCGGAAGCCGCUCGACAAGGUGUCGAAGCAGAAGGAUAGUGAGUGCGUCACGCUCGAAGGUACAUACGAGUCGAAGGUGGAACAGCUCGAAAGUGUCCAAAAGAACGCGGGUCGCAAGGAGGCGGAGCUCGAAAAAAUGCGAGCCGAAAUCAAAGAAAUGCAGGAGAAGACGGAGGAAGCGAACAAGGAGCUCGAAGCGCUGGAGGCCAAGCUGCAGGAGUGGGCCGACUUCGCGAAAGAGGUGCAGGCCGAGAUUAAGGAGCUUCUGAAGAAUAUCAAGGACGGAAAAAAAAAGCGGAGUACUAACGACCAGAAAAUCUACGAACUGAGGCUGAGGGUAAGUAAGUUUACUGAGGCUGCAGGUCGUUUCGCGCAUUCUAUUUUUUACAUUACCUCGCACACAAUGAUGAAUGUCUGUUGAUCAAAAGUUGAAGUUCUCUUGGUCUGUGCGCUCAACUAAGAAACAAUCGGAAUACUUCAGUUCGUAUCGAAUGCGAAUGUGUCUGGGUCUGGAAGAUUGGAGGAGUUUGGUUGGUUGGUUGGUUGGAUAGCGCCUGUUGCCGGUGCAGGUCCCGCCCUCCAUCGAUUGCGAUCCGGAGUAGCCGGAACACAGGGCCCUAGUGGCGCAAUCGAUCGACGAAGCGCUUUUUGACGAGUUUGCAGCCGAGCAGGCUUUACAUGGCCGGCGAUGUCAGUCAUGCAUGCUCUUGCAUCGCGCGCGUUUCAUCGCGAAGGCGUGAUCAUGCCUAUCCUGGAUGAGAAAUCAAUGCCCCCUUCGGGUGGCAAAAGUCUGGAUUCGUUGUAUCUUUCGCUGCCCAUUCAAUACGGGUUUUCGCACCAUCGGAAGCUAACGUCACGAACUCCGCCAAUCUUUCCAGACCAAGACAUUUGCCAUGCAUAGUUCGAUCGGAUGGAGAUGGAUGCGAAGAAUAUGAAGCACUACGUGGCCAAGAUGAAGAAGCAGCACACCUGGUUUAUGCAAGGCGUUGCAAUUAUGAUCUCAACUGUCACAAUCAAAACGGACAUUUUUGCUGAUGCAAGGAGUACGCAAUCUGGGUCUGGGCUACUCUCAGAGGAAUUAGACGCAUGACGGCUUCUGGAGUUGUCCCAGUCUGCAUCAUAAUUAUCCGGGGAAAUUUGUAUAUCCAAAAAGUAGUGCGCCCGGUGGUCUGUCUCUGUCGUGCAAGAUUCUGAAUCCAGAUUUUUCCAUUGUAACGUGUGAGAUUGUAACACCUGAGCCGGGUUAUAUGGUUGAAGAAAGACGAGCAUAAAUUCAACGAGCCCAACGGGGACUACGACUUCGAGAAUAAAGAUAUUAAAGCGAUCAGACGCAAGCAAAACGAGCUCGAGGAAAGCAUCCGGUCGCUCGGGAAAAACAUCAACAAAAAGGUCCUGCAGCAGCACGAACAGGCCGAGGACGCGUACUUGUUAAUUAGUAUGAUGCUUCAAUACAUUAGAUAGAUCGAUAAAACUUUUCUGUUUAGAAAGGGCACAGGCAAGCGAUAGCAUAUAAAUUCAAAAAUUGGAGUGGGUCCUCGUUCAACGUCCUCAGGAACCUCUCACCAGAAUAUAUAAGAACCGGGCAGACGCUAAAAACAAAUAACAAGCUUCAUCGCGCCUUCUUCACAUAAUUCGCAGGUUUAAAGAUUUGCAGGAGAAGCGUGCACAACUGGAGGAAGACAAACUGACGAUUGACACGCUGUGCCGGAAGCUGGACAAGAAGAAGGAGCAGGCCGUGCGGCACUGCCACGAGUUCGUGACCGACAUUUUCGGCAAAAUCUUCAGCACGGUGCUCCCGGGGGCGGAUGCGAAGCUGGCUAUCCCGGAGGGCAUGACGGAACAGGAGGGCCUGGAGAUCCGGGUUGCCUUCGGGGGCGUGUGGAAGAAGAGUUUGAUCGAGCUCUCGGGCGGGCAGCGGUCGCUGCUGUCCCUGUCUCUCAUCCUCGCACUGCUGCGGUACAAGCCCGCCCCGGUCUACAUCUUGGACGAGGUGGACGCGGCGUUGGACAUGAGCCACACGCAGAACAUCGGAAAAAUGAUCAAGGAGCAGUUUCCGGAUUCCCAGUUCAUCAUCGUGUCGCUGAAGGAAGGGAUGUUCACCAACGCGAAUGUUCUCUUCCGCACCAAGUUUGUCGGCGGCGUCUCCCAGGUGGACCGAGAAGAAGGCGGGGCCGUGCAAGAGAAGAGGAAAAAAGAAGAGCAAAGACGCCGGGCAGCACUCGCAGCGGAGCAAGAAGAGGCGGAAGAGGAUAUCACACAGAAACUUCGACUUCUAGCCGAUGACUUUUAUGCCAGGUUCGUUACAUACAGUUUGCAUUGAUGUUGAAGACAUGUGAAGAUGCGGAUUCUUGUUCGCAGAUUUUGUUAUGCACAUGUCAUCAGGUUGUAGUGCGCUUUGGGAUGGGAGUAAGGCGUACUGCAUUUGGAUAGGGAGUUUUCAGAUUGAUCAUGCUAGCGUGUUUCUAUGUGAUAAGUGAGGAGGAAGAGGAGGACGAGGAGCUGGACGCGCAAGAUGCCGGCCCGGACAAAAAGAAGCAGAAAACCUCUAUUGCGGAGAGCAAGGCGAAGCGAAAUAGUGCCGAAGGCGCGGGCGGAGGCGAUCACAAGGCCAAGCGGGCGAAGGUCUGAGGUGGUCAGCACUAUCGGAGUCCAAAGAAAACGAUGCUAUUCCUGUCGCGCUUUUACAGAUGAAACUUUUACUUUUCACAAAAUCAGCAAAAUAUCGACAAUUCUAUUUAAGCUUGAGCAGAACUCUAGAAUGCAGAACCGAUCAUCGGGCGGUUCACCAAAAUUCAAAGAGCUAAGGGUACGAGCGGAUACGGAUUUUUAUCGAAUUUACGAGCUGCACAAUCCACAAAGCUGGAUGAAGUGCUCAGAUUGAAAAGCUGAGAAGCUGCUGAGUUGCAGAAGAGUUGUAGCCGCUGCUUCUCCUGGUGUAUUCUUUUGUUGCUGCUCAGAUCCGGUGUUCAUCCGUGGGCAUACAGCGUUUUGUGUUUCCGGAGGAUUUCAAGACAACUGCAGCAUCUAACUGUGUCGGUUUCAGAUGGUUGGUUUGUCGAUCAUGUUUUUUAGAACCACGAGAAUGGCUGGGAGCGAAUCUCUUGUGAAAAAUGCUGUGAACUGGAGCGGGUAGAUGCAAAAUUGAAAAGUUGCCUUGAGUUUGUUGGAGUUCUUCCGGAUGAUCGGCAGGCCAGUGGCGAAAUAAUAUGUAAUUGCC
Molecule: messenger RNA, 10921 nt
Organism: Amoebophrya sp. A120
Lineage: Eukaryota; Dinophyceae; Syndiniales; Amoebophryaceae
Source: the annotation of a GenBank genome assembly